CUUACAAGAUGGCGGUGUUAACCUAGCAUUCGAUACGUAAUAUUUUGAACCAUUAUUUAUCGUUAAAGAAAGGAAAUAGAUAUGACCAUCUAUAAUAUCUACAUAUUUGAUCGAAACGGAACUUGCCUUUAUUACGAAUCCUGGAACAGAAAGAAGGAAAGCAACAUGUCCAAGGAAGAGGAAUUCAAGCUAAUGUAUGGUAUGUUGUACUCUAUCAAGUCAUUUGUGGCACGAAUGUCACCAUCUGAGUCAAAAGAUGGCUUUCUAAAUUACCGGACAAGUAAAUACAAGUUACAUUUCUAUGAAACACCAACAGGUCUUAAGUUCAUCUUGAACACAGACUUAAAUGCUGGAAGCAUCAAAGAUGUCCUCUUCAAUAUAUACAGCAAGAUUUAUGUUGAGUAUGUGGUAAAAAAUCCUCUUUGUCAACUUAACGAACCCAUCCAAAGGUUGAUCUGCAGGUGAUCUUUGCAGAAGCUGUGAACAGAGGGGACAAUGAAGUUCUACUGGAAUUCAACAGCUUGAUGGCUUCCUCACAGUGAGACUGCAUCAUCUGCUGUAGACGCACAGACAGCAUCUGUCUAAGUACCAAUGAAAGUAAUGAAAACCAGAUUAGUCAGCUUGGAGCUAUUCCAAAGAUUUUUAUUAGAUGCAACCAAAACAUAAUCAUCAAGAAUGCAGUAAACUGCUCUAUUCUAAAGAUACUGGUAGUUGACUUAAAUUACAGUUGUUACAGUAUUAUUAAACAGUAACCUUAUCAAUGUGAUCACCUUUCUUUCUCCAAGUAAAGCCUUGAGUUUGAGAGAGAAGCCAUCUUUUCUUGGAAAGUACUGAUUCUGGAACCAAAGAGUUACACGUUUUCAACCUUCAGGCUGGAAUAUUUAUCAAAUCUUAUCUCU
Pocillopora verrucosa is the source of this 899-nucleotide messenger RNA. NCBI's taxonomy places the organism in Eukaryota, Metazoa, Cnidaria, Anthozoa, Scleractinia, Pocilloporidae. The record is from RefSeq and is a predicted model, not a curated record.